AACUUCGUCUCUUGAAUGACGAGCACACCAUUCCUCCAGCUUCCACAAAGCCGAUUGUCCUUCCCUCUCUCAAAGUGUUAGGGAUCUCGCCCACACAUCAACAAAUCUCGAAUAUUCUCCAGCUGCCAGCUUUGCAGACUGCCAUCUUCUACUCAGCGUCAUCCCCAUUCCAUUCGUCCGAUAAGCUGCUGGAUUCUUUCGCCUCAUUAAUCGAAAAUGCAACAAAGCUUCAUAUUCAAGGUUGGCCUAAACCAUCCGAUACCUUUCCCGACAACUCAGCCUCUGCGUUUGCAAUUGAGAUACUCCGACGCUCUACCAAGUUUAAAAACGCAUUCUUCUCGUCGAGUUUUCUCGAUUGCUCGCCUCUCCACGAGUACCUACCGCAUCUGGUGGAACAGGGGAUUGGGAGUGGUGCAACUAUCGAAGAGAUGCACUUUGUCGAUUGUACUGGAAUGACGGAAAGAGACCGCGAACGAUUAUCUAACAGCUCGGCCAAGUCAGUUGUACUUAAAUUUGGCCCAUUUUCCUGUGUGGUGAACGGGCAAAGAGAGAUUUCCAGAAAUGGCAAUAGGGAGCCCGCCAUGACACCGAGAGAUAGGAUAAACGUUGCACAAACUAUCAUGCAGAACCAAUUGGAUGAUACGCCUAGUAUAGAAGAGAUUCAACUGCUCCAAUUAGCUGCAACUGAUAUCAAGAAAGAGCUCGAGGUGCUACAGAGGAAUAAUUUUCAAGCGCAUUCAGAGAAAGUGCGGAUUACCGACGCAAUAGAGGAACUAGGGCAAACCCUUGAAACAGCUCAGAAAUUCAAAGUUGCUCAAGAGCUUUAUGUUGGGACGCGGGGGAUGCGAGGGCGAGGACUUUCAACCGUAGAUAGACGCAUGGAGGCACUUCGCCAACUCUCACGUGAGGAGAGUGUACGUAGAGCCAGGCUAUCUGCCGAAGUCGAAGGCAUUGAAAAGGAGCUCAAAUUCCGCCGGCUAGCUCUUGAGGUCAUACAAGAGACCAUAUCGAGCCAAGAACUUUUGUCUCAGGUAUUUCGGCAUCGAGUGUCCCAGGAUGUGGAUGAUUAUCUAGAUAAAAUAUUGGACGAUUUACCACCUAGUACACUCAUAUUAUCGCAUGUUUGUCGGACAUGGAGGCUCGUGGCGAAUAGCAACCCAAGUCUUUGGUGUGAUAUCCAGGCCUACACUGAAGAAAGAUGGAACAAGGAUAGGAUUGAGAUCUUCAAUCAUUAUCUACAUCGUGCGGAGGGAUACCCGAUCCAGAUAUAUGUGGAACUGGAGAAAAAAAUCGAAGGUUCAAGACUCAGGAAUUUUAAAAUCGACAAUCUUUCAAACGAAUAUCACGUCCACUUUGUCAUUCAACCGAGCUUGGGUACAAGCUAUGAGCUCUCUGAGCUUCCUUAUCAACUCAUGCGCCCAAAAUCC
This is a messenger RNA of Acaulospora colombiana, 1427 nucleotides long. Lineage: Eukaryota; Fungi; Glomeromycota; Glomeromycetes; Diversisporales; Acaulosporaceae. The record is from the annotation of a GenBank genome assembly.